CGCAGAUAAGUCGCCUUCAGGAACAUCACUUCAGAUCUGGAGGCGUGCCAGCCCCCCCGCCCCGCUGAGAAAUCAGCAUCGCAAGCGCACGGAGUUGACAAGUGCGCCUCCUCCUCCCUCUCCAAAACGUUGUUUGACAAGCCCAUCUUUAUAGGCUUCGCCGGAGGCAGUUUCUUAAAAAAAAAAAAAAAAAAAAGGAAAAGAAAGAAAAGGCAAGCGCAACGCAGCAGAUUAUACAUUCUGCUCACAGUGCGGGUGAAACAACCUGCAGAGCCGCAGAGGGAGUCAGUGGGCUCCUCAGUUCAGGAGAGAAGCGGCGCUGGCUAAGCAUCACUCUAAGCUGUCUGGAUAGUUUUGGAGGAUUUUCUUUUUUUUAAAUUUUUCAUACUGACUGUUGGUUUUUACGCAAUCAGAUGCACCUGUGGAUGCACCUUUCCCUCUGGAUUCACUAAGGAUUCCCUGCAACUCGCAGCUGAUAUUCUUCCACUCCACCAGCCUGCAGUUUUGUGUUUUGUUUUUUUUUUGUUUUUUUAAUUUUCCUUCAUAAGAGGAGAAGCGCACGAUGCUGCUGGGAGUCCUCUUCCUGGCGGUCCCUCUGCUGAGCGUCGCCGGCGGCGGCGCGUCCUACGUGCCCUGCGAGCCGUGCGACCCGAAGGCCCUGUCCAUGUGCCCGCCGGUGCCCGUGGGCUGCCAGCUGGUCAAGGAGCCCGGCUGCGGCUGCUGCCUGACGUGCGCCCUGGAGGAGGGCCAGGCGUGCGGCGUGUACACGGGGCCGUGCGCGCGCGGGCUCCGCUGCCUGCCGAAGAGCGGAGAGGAGAAGCCGCUGCACGCGCUCCUGCACGGUCGGGGCGUGUGCGCCAACGAGAAGCUGCACAAGCUGCAGCAUCCACCCAAAGACCCAGUAGAAACCAAGGUGCCCCUAUAUGGAGAUCACAUCAGCAGUCGGAAGAUUCACGCCAUGAGGCUAGCCAAGGACCGUAAGAAGUAUUUAGCCAGGCCUGGAUCAAGCAACAACCGAGAGCUCCCGCCGUCUGGCCUGGACAAGGCGGAGCCGGAAUCUGGGCCUUGCAAAAGAGAACUUGGUAAUCUCAUUCAUGGCCCUUCUCGGGUCCUGAGCGUUUCUUUGUACGUACCCAACUGUGACAAGAAGGGAUUCUUCAAGCGCAAGCAGUGCAAGCCGUCUCGCGGCCGGAAACGGGGCGUCUGCUGGUGCGUGGACCGCUUUGGCAAAAAAAUCCCAGGUAGCAACUCUGCCCACGGAGAACUGCAGUGCAAGGAUCUCGACAGCAUCAACAACAGCAACGAAUGAGAGCAAACCGCCUCCAGAGCCCAGCUUCUUCUUAAACCCUGCCAAACAAGCUAGCACACUUUAUGACUGACAAUCAGGAGAAUAUGGCACAAACACUUUUACUUUUUGUUGAUUGUGAUGGACUGCAUUGUCUGUUGUAGAGAGGAGGCAAACUUUAUAUCUUAUAUCAAAGAGAAAUAUAUAUAGAGAGUUUUUCUUUCAUUUAUAAAGUCUGUUGCAGUUUUUUUUUUAUUAUUAUUAUGAAAAAGGUGACAACACAUAUCCUAAAUGUGGCUAACUAUCAAUAUUUUUCAGUUGAUUUUCCUGAUAUUGUUGAGAAGGGAGCGUGGCCACCGAAAGUAGGAGACAUCUGCUGAAAUUGAAUGAGUUUUGUUAUGAUUAGCAGCUUUUCCAGGUGCAAUAUGAUGGAUAUUUGGGAGUCACACAAUCCAGUUUUAAACGAGGGCAGAAAAACAUUUAAACAUAAAACAUGCAUACUUCCGUUUAUAUAUAUAUAUAUGUAUAUAUAUAUAUGGCUUCUCUGGAGUGGUUCAAGCUGUGGUUAGAUAUUAGUUUCCCUAAAAAGAUACCAAACUUAUCACUUAAACUCUUCUUGAUAUUAACCAUUAUAGGAACAGUGCUUCUGAACAUACCCGUAAUUUGUUAGCUAAGAUGUUUUUUAUAUAUAUUUAAUUCAAGGCAUGCAUCAAUGAAAGAAUUUGUGCAAACCAAGGCAAAAUGUAGUUUGCAUUAGCCCAUUGUCUGGAUACAUUUAUUUGGCUAAUUUUACUUGUAAUGUCGUGAUUCUAAUAUUAGUCAGUUCAGUCUUUCAGUUCGACUCGGUGGUAAAAACCCAAGGACACCGCUACAACCGUUCGUUUCACGACUGGAGCUGCACAGAUCGACACGCUCACAUGAUAUCAGGGAGGCCAGGACUGAGCUUGAAAAGAAGAAAAACCACGGCAGUCGUACUGCACGAAUCACUACUUUCACUAAUAACUCUUAGAUAAGAACUCACCAAAAAAUAAAGAAGAGCAAAUAGUCAUAAGAGUUGACACUUGCUGGUGACAGGAAGCUGAAGAAGUCCUGUAGGGCUUGAUUUGAAGCUGCGGAUUGGGAAGCCAUGUGCUCACCUCAUCAAUACCAUGAUAGAGUAGCUACGUCACCGACUAUAUAAACUGUCUCCCUCAGGGAUCGAGAGACAGAGUUGGUUUUAUAUUUGUAAUUUUGAGCAUUAAUGUCCAACUAUAUAUGAUGCAAACACCUUUUUUCUGAAGCUAUUAUGUUGCAUUCGUGCAAAGUGAGUUAAAAGGCUUUGAUUGUUACACAAUAGGUCACUAGUUUGAUUCCCAGGUUAUCAUAAUAUGUUUGUUUUUUUUAGCAAUCUUGGUAAAAUGUAGCUGGUUAAAGCAAUAUUUAGACUCUCACUAAACCUUCACUAAUCCCAAUUUCUCCUAAAUUUUAGCUGAUGGAUCAUUUCUAACACACUCUGGGACCUUCUGCUCUUUAGGCGGUCACUAGAUGUUCUGUGCCACAAUCAGGGAAAAGGUUUUUUUUUUUUUUUUUUCUUUUUUUGGAAAUAAGCAAAACAGACAAAACCUCAGUCAUAAAAAAAAAAAAGCUCACUGUACUGUUAAACUUAGAAUUCUUUCUAUUUCAAGUUCUCAGAGCUGCAUUCGCCGUUUCUAAAUGUAUGUACAGAACGUUUGCAUGACCCACGAGUGUGUUUGUGUGUACUUCUCAACGUUAGGAACAAAAAAAAAAAAAAAAAAAAGCACGCUCGCUCAGAGUGCAUUUCCCAUUAGAGCUCGCACACAAAUUUUAUGCAAAGGCCCCGUCCAUGUGGAGGGCCCCCACAUGCAAAUCCGCAGGCGACUCGCUCCCAGGGUUCACCGGGUCCUUCAUCCCACAGAGAGCAAGGUCGCAGAGUUUUUACGUAAAUGAAGUGCCUUCUGCCCCAGACUGCUUUGAAUCUGGAUUUUGCAUGCGGAGCCAUUGUGUGGUUGAAUGAGGGCGGCCUGAGCAAAA
Molecule: messenger RNA, 3316 nt
Organism: Xiphophorus hellerii (green swordtail)
Lineage: Eukaryota; Metazoa; Chordata; Actinopteri; Cyprinodontiformes; Poeciliidae
Gene: igfbp5a
Product: insulin-like growth factor binding protein 5a
Exons: 4
Coding region: 563-1309 (248 amino acids)
Biological process (GO): regulation of insulin-like growth factor receptor signaling pathway
Cellular component (GO): extracellular region
Molecular function (GO): insulin-like growth factor I binding; insulin-like growth factor II binding; fibronectin binding
Source: RefSeq, a predicted model, not a curated record